AUGGCGGCGCAUUUGAAAGUCCACAACUCCCUCAAGCCAGGCCCUCCUGUCCCCUUCGUGCCCAUCGAGGCGGGCAAAGUCUCGUGGUAUGUCUGCGGGCCCACUGUCUACGACUUCAGUCACUUGGGGCAUGCCCGGAAUUAUGUGUCGACGGAUAUCAUCCGGAGGAUCAUGAUCCAUUACUUCGGUUUCAGGGUCAAAUUCGUUAUGAACAUCACAGAUGUUGACGACAAGAUUAUUUUGAAGGCGCGAAGACAAAAGCUUCUCGAAUUAGAGAAACAAAAGACAUACACAGAAGCGGAACUCUCGAAGCUUGCGGCGGCUGCCUUUGACUCAUAUGCGAAGUCAAAUCUCCCAGAACUACUAAAGGUAUCUGACGGAUCGCCGCUGAGCCCUAGCAACUAUGCCGAGAGGAGGGACAAGGUGUACGCGAAGGUGUUGGCUGGUGGGACCUUGACGGGAGAGGGGAAGCCUGGAGACAAUGAGGCCAAGCUGAAGAUGCACAUUAGCAACCUUACCUCCGCGGCGACAGCGAUCCAAGAGAACAGAGUAUUUGGGGGUGCGGACGAGAUCCUCCUGCCUUAUCUCGACUCUUUAUACAAGGAUACGAUUGAUGCGAGGGAUCAUGGCAUAUUCACGGAUGUUACGAAAUACUGGGAGGAGCAAUUCAUGCAGGAUAUGGAUGAGUUAAAUGUUAUGCGACCGGAUGUUCUCACACGGGUCACGACCUAUGUCCCACAGAUCGCCCUUUUCGUAGAGAAGCUUAUCCAAAAGGGUUUUGCAUACGAGGCUGACGGGUCGGUGUACUUUGAUAUCGCGGCCUUCGAAAAAGCCGGAAACCCAUACGCGCGAUUGCGUCCCGAUAGCCGAAAUGACAAAGCUCUACAAGAAGAAGGAGAGGGCUCGUUAUCAAAGAAUUUAGGGGGGAAACGUGGGGCUGGAGAUUUUGCCCUCUGGAAGAAGUCGAAAGUAGGAGAGCCUAGCUGGCCUAGUCCAUGGGGAGAGGGUCGACCAGGAUGGCACAUCGAGUGCUCAGUCAUGGCAUCGGAUGUUCUAGGGGCUCAAAUUGAUAUCCACUCCGGAGGAAUUGAUCUUGCGUUCCCCCAUCACGAUAACGAAUUAGCGCAGAGCGAGGCGUACUUUUGCGAGCAUGGCCAUGAACAUAAUUGGGUCAAGUAUUUCUUACAUAUGGGCCAUCUGUCAAUUUCGGGGUCCAAAAUGUCGAAGUCAUUGAAGAACUUCCAGACUAUCAAGGAUGCGCUAAAAACGGAUUAUACGCCUAGAGGAAUGCGGAUUGUCUUCUUAAUGGGUCGGUGGAACGAUGGUGUUGAAAUAUCACCAGAUAUGAGAACUCAGGCGGAAGGAUGGGAGUCAGGUGUUAACAACUUCUUCAUCAAUGUCAAAUCGCACAUUCUUGCUGCCUCAGACCAGCCAGCUGGGGAGUUGAAAUCCCUUUCACUCAACGGUACCUCGGACAGUUUGCAGGCAUCUCUCGAGACAGCUCAAGCGGAGAUGGAGAGCGCUCUUUCAGAUUCUUUUGAUACACCACGGGCGAUGCGUAUUAUCGACCAAUUAAUUAAGCAAGCCAAUAUCCACAUGAACAAGGGUGAUCCAGAUGUCCGAGGACUCGAGAGCAUUGCUCGUUGGGUUACCAGGAUGGUGGGAAUCUUUGGCUUAGAUGCGAACGCUUCGCCUCCAUAUGAUGGUCUCGGAUGGGCAUCUAGUCCGGCAAGUAGCAACCUCAGCGCCGAGGAGAUUGCGAAACCUUAUGCCCAAGUAUUCCAACAGGUGAAGGGUCAAGUAGAGAGCUUAUCCCUUAACUCACCUGUUCUCGACAAGAUUCUUGCCAGCGAUGUUGAGGGUGAGUUCAGGUCGCUUGCGUCAUCUAGAAGCGAUCCCGAGACUCUUGCCAUGCCAUACCUUCGUGCGGUCUCUCGAAUCCGGGACGAGCUUCGAAGAUUAGCUCCCACAUCACCUUCGAAGAAACAAAUCCUCGCUCUCUCUGAUCAAAUCCGAGACAAUGACCUCACGAAUUUAGGUGUGUAUCUAGAUGAUAGAGGUGAAGAGCAGGGUGCACUCAUCAAGUUUGUGCCGAAAGAAGAGCUCUUGGCACAGAAAGAAGAGAAGGCCGCAAAGGAGCGAGAGAAACUCGCCCAGAAGGAAGCUGCGAGAAUAGCGAGAGAGAAGCUAGAGGCCGAGAAAGCAGAGAAGGCUAAAGUUCCCCCGUCCGAGAUGUUCAAGGAUGACAGAUUCAGUGCUUGGGAUGACGAAGGCUUGCCGACCAAGACGAAAGACGGGGAGGAUGUGCCUAAGAGUGCGCUGAAAAAGAUGAAGAAGGACUGGGAGAGGCAGAAGAAGGCGCACGAAGAGUGGAAGGCUAAGUCAGGAGUAUGA
Amorphotheca resinae ATCC 22711 is the source of this 2394-nucleotide messenger RNA. RefSeq lists its product as hypothetical. Lineage: Eukaryota; Fungi; Ascomycota; Leotiomycetes; Helotiales; Amorphothecaceae. Bases 1 to 2394 code for a protein of 797 amino acids. The transcript has 3 exons. Gene Ontology annotation, cellular component: cytoplasm. Gene Ontology annotation, biological process: cysteinyl-tRNA aminoacylation. Gene Ontology annotation, molecular function: cysteine-tRNA ligase activity; ATP binding. The record is from RefSeq and is a predicted model, not a curated record.